ACAGCUACCCCUUUCGCGCACUAUAUCCAUCUCCGCUCCGCAGCGCGCACGCCGGCCAUAAACCCUGCUUCGAGGCCCGUACCGUUCCAUCCCAACAGCAUAGCGCACCCACGCCGCCGCAUUGUCGGGCUAUCUACCAGGUGGGAACCGCCCUCCCACCACCACCACCACAACCACCAGCAUGGCGGCCUCGGUCACCUCUAAGAUGGCGGCGAGGGCUGGUGGAGGCUUGUUCAGCCGAGAACAGACGGGCAACGUGCCGACGAUGCGAGGACUGGUGUCUUUUAUUGCUGACCUGAGAAAUGCCCGCGCCCGCGAGCUCGAGGAGAAGCGGAUCAACAAGGAAUUAGCCAACAUACGGCAAAAGUUUAGAGAUGCUGGACUGAAUGGCUACCAGAAGAAGAAAUACGUCUGCAAGCUCCUGUACAUAUACAUUCUCGGAUGGAACGUCGAUUUCGGACACCUCGAAGCGGUCAACCUCGUCUCGGCGACCAAGUACUCGGAAAAGCAGAUUGGAUACCUCGCCGUCACCCUAUUCCUACACGAAGAACACGAGCUCCUCCACCUGGUCGUCAACAGUAUCAGAAAGGACUUGCUGGACCACAAUGAGCUCAACAACUGUCUGGCACUGCAUGCGAUUGCCAACGUCGGCGGCAAGGAGCUGGGAGAGGCCUUGAGCGCAGAGGUUCAUAGGCUCCUCAUCUCACCGGCUUCCAAGGCAUUUGUCAAGAAGAAGGCAGCGCUCACACUACUGCGGCUGUACCGGAAACAUCCUGCAAUUGUCCAGCAUGAGUGGGCCGAACGGAUAAUAUCGCUCAUGGAUGACCCCGACAUGGGAGUUGCCCUCUCCGUCACCUCGCUAGUUACAGCACUCGUCCAGGACAACACCGAGCAGUACAAGGGCAGCUAUGUCAAGGCCGCCCACCGGCUGAAGCGGAUUGUCGUCGACAAUGAAUGUGCAGAGGGGUACUUUUACUACAAGGUGCCUUGCCCUUGGAUACUCGUCAAGCUGCUCAAACUGCUGCAGUACUACCCACCUCCCGAGGAUUCGCAUAUCCGGUCCCUUAUUCGUGAAGCUCUACAGAAGAUCAUGGACUCGGCUCUCGAAAUGCCAAAGAAUGUGCAACAGAACAACGCUCAAAAUGCUGUCCUCUUUGAAGCCAUCAACCUUGUGAUUCAUCUUGACACGGAACAGGAUCUAAUGGUGCAAAUCUCACAGCGACUCGGCAAGUUUAUCGCCUCGAGGGAGACCAACGUACGGUACUUGGGACUGGAAGCAAUGACGCAUUUGGCUGCCCGAUCAGAAAACCUCGACCCUAUCAAGAAACACCAGGCUAUCAUCAUCGGAUCGUUAAGAGACAGGGAUAUCAGCGUGCGGAGACAGGGUCUGGAUCUGCUUUACAGCAUGUGCGACCCGACCAAUGCGCAGGCAAUUGUCAACGAACUCUUGCGCUACCUGCAAUCGGCCGACUACGCGAUACGGGAAGAAAUGGUGCUGAAGAUUGCCAUUCUGACCGAAAAGUACGCCACGGAUGUUCAGUGGUAUGUCGACAUAUCGCUACGGCUAAUUGCCAUGGCGGGAGACCACGUCAGCGACGAAGUAUGGCAGCGAGUUAUCCAGAUUACCACCAACAACGAGGAGCUCCAGGUGUAUGCCGCACAGACCAUCCUGCAGUACAUCAAGUCGGACUGCCACGAAACACUGGUCAAGAUUGGCGGAUAUCUGCUUGGAGAGUUUGGCCACUUGAUUGCGGAUAACAAAGGGUGCAGUCCGAUUGAGCAAUUCAUGGCACUGAGCGCAAAGAUGCGAGGCUGUUCUUCGAGUACGAGGGCCAUACUCCUCUCGUGCUACGUCAAGUACGUCAACUUGUUUCCUGAGAUCAAGCCACAGCUCCUGCAAACAUUCCGUGCCUACAGCCACUCACUGGACUCGGAGCUGCAGCAAAGAGCAUGCGAAUACCUUACCCUUGCUACGAUGCCGACAGACGACUUGUUGCGGACCGUGUGCGACGAGAUGCCACCGUAUCCAGAGCGAACGUCGGCCCUACUUUCACGGCUACACCAGAAACACGCCACCACUAGUGACAAGCGGACAUGGGUGAUUGGCGGCAAGGAUGCCAACGCAGAUGCCAAAGAAUUCGGACUGGCAAGACAAAACACAUCUGCCGGUGUCAAACGAAGCCUCACGGAGCCGGUAUCGAAAGAUGGCAAGACAAACGGUGCUAACGGCGUCAGCGCCAUUUCCAGCGACUUGGAGGGUCUCGAUCUGAACAUUGAUACGAACAGCAUGCCCAAGGCACCAAACCUCGCAAGCGCCGCCCAUUUGAGUCCGGACUGGGAGAUUGGAUACAAUCGCCUGCUUCUGCGGUCUGAAGGUGUGCUGUACGAGGACCAGCAGAUUCAAGUCGGGCUACGAACAGAGUACCGAGGGCAGCUGGGUGCUCUCAUCUUCUACUUUACGAACAAGUCGCAGUUCGCCAUGGGCUCCUUUACCACAACACUUGACAACAGGUCCUCGGAGACGCUCAAGACUGACAUCAAGGGUCUGCCCGACACGACAAUAGCGCCCGAGGGCCAGACGCAGCAGACCAUCAUGUUUGAAUGCAAGAAUGUCUUUGUCGACCCACCCACGAUCCGCAUAUCCUACCUCGCAGGUGCCCUGCAGGGCCUGACUCUCCAACUGCCGGUGCUUCUCCACAAGUACAUGGAGGGCGCCGAACUCAGCUCCGAGGACUUCUUCAAGCGCUGGAAGCAGAUUGGCGGUGCGCCCCGCGAAGCGCAGAGUAUCUUUGGCCUCGUCAACAAGAACAGGACCAUGGACUCGGACUUUGUGCAAAAGGUGGUCAAGGGCUUCAAAUGGGGCAUCGUGUCCGGCGUGGACCCCAAUGUGAAGAACGUGGUGGGCGCAACGGUGUUGCAUUCGAGCGAGGGCAAGUUCGGAUGUCUGCUUAGGCUGGAACCGAACUUUGAGACUCGGAUGUACCGCAUCACUAUCCGCGCCACUGACGAGUCGGUACCGCCCGUCUUGGUAAAGGCCAUGGAGAGCCGACUCGCACAAGGCAUCGAGGGUCUGGUCUAGGGCACCAGCCCACAGCCUUUGCAAACAAAAUAUUCUUACGCCGCGACCAGCACGGUCAAGGCACUAUUCCCGGCACAAUCUGAAUGUUCAUAACUUUAAUCACAUUGUUGGAGACUUGGGCGGGCACGCCUGGACAGAGGCUGCUCGUGUCAAGCCACGAGAGAAGAUGGAGGCGGCGCACAUACCCUUUAGUCAUAGCAUCAGCAAGCACACGUUGGACGGCCC
Messenger RNA from Exserohilum turcica Et28A, 3304 nucleotides. RefSeq lists its product as uncharacterized. Lineage: Eukaryota; Fungi; Ascomycota; Dothideomycetes; Pleosporales; Pleosporaceae. Gene Ontology annotation, molecular function: clathrin-cargo adaptor activity. Gene Ontology annotation, cellular component: AP-2 adaptor complex; membrane coat. The transcript is spliced from 8 exons. The record is from RefSeq and is a predicted model, not a curated record. Gene Ontology annotation, biological process: intracellular protein transport; clathrin-dependent endocytosis. Bases 182 to 3079 code for a protein of 965 amino acids.